UCCUAUCGAUCCCAGCAACUUCUCCCGAAGUUCUGCUCGAUUCUGUGCAAUGUGACAAGUAGGCUAGGGUCCUACAAUGGUACUUCUUACAAGGUUUCUGUUAUUUCCUAACAAGACCACAAGAAGAUUUCCAGCUGGAAAUAAACGACACAGUUUCAUUGAUCAGGUCCGCAUCUAUGCCAGGGGAGGAGGAGGGGGGCAAGGUCAUCCCAAAUUUGGUGGGAUCGGAGGCAAAGGUGGUGAUGUAUAUGUCCAAGCUUCUACAGGGGUCACUCUGAAAAAUGUGAAAUCUUCUAAAAGGGAUCAACGCUAUAUUGCUGGGCCAGGAGACAACAGCAAAGCCCGCAUUCUUCAAGGUGGCAAAGGAAGAGAUGUAGUCAUCAAAGUGCCUCCUGGAGUUUGUGUAACGGAUGAUAAUAAUCGGUUAUUAGGAGACUUGAACAAUGUUGGUGAAAAGGUGUUAGUUGCUCGAGGUGGUGAAGGUGGAUAUGAGAAGAAUUUAUGGAACGGAGCUAAGGGAAGCAGAGGAAGCUUCAAACUCAUCUUGAAAUUGAUUGCUGAUGUUGGAUUUGUUGGUUUCCCUAAUGCUGGAAAGUCAACUCUUUUGAAGGCUGUUUCAAGGACUGAGCCUAAGAUAGCUGAUUAUCCAUUCACUACUAUAAGGCCACAGGUCGGAGUUGUGGAAUAUGCUGAUAAGCGUCAGAUCAGUAUGGCUGACCUUCCUGGCCUGAUAGAGGGCUCUCACCAGAAUAUGGGAAUGGGGCACCGAUUCCUCCGCCACGUUGAGCGCACUAAACUCCUUCUCUUUGUCAUAGACAUCCAUGGCUUUCAGCUUUCACCCAGACAUGCCUACAGGAAUGCAUACCAAACGAUAAACAUCCUUAACAAGGAAUUGGAACUUUACAAGUCUGAACUUGUGGAAAAGCCGGCUAUCUUGGCGCUAAACAAAGUAGAUGUGGAAGGAGCAGAUAAAUUACUCCAGGAAACAGUAGAGCUCAUCCAAGACAAAUCAUUGCACAGUCUGACUGAAAAGGACACUGAGGAGAAUGAAGAACACAGAUUACCAAUUUCCUUUGAAGACAUCAUCCCAAUCUCAGCUAAACAUGGAGAAGGCCUUGAUAGAUUAAAAAGCAGAGUUCGGGAAGUGAUUGAUGAACACUAUGAAAAAGAAAGAACAAUACAAGAUUUGGAGGUUGAGAUGGGAAGGAGAAAAAAUAUUGGAGUAGUAUGAGUUAGGUUGGUGCAGCCAACAAUUUGGCUGGUUGUUGCACCAUACCUGAAGAUGAGGAUGUACUGGUCAUGGGGAAGAUCAAAGAAGUAACCCAGACCAAUGGGAGGAUCGAUGGUGGAAAGAAGAUUAAUAUCUCCCUAUAGGGGUGGCAAACCUGGGGGGGGGGGGGGCCGGGAGGGGCACAGUGCCCCCACUUUGUGAAGCUCUGAAAAAGUGCCCUUUUUUAUGCAAGAAAAAUGCCCCUUACGAACGUGUACUGUGCCACUUUUAUCAGAAGGGAACCCGUUUUAGGUGUUACCAAGUGCCCUUUCUCGUAUCAGUGCCAAAUUUUAACAAAAAAAUUCCCCUCCCCUGUGCCCCUUUCACCUGAGAAGGACCUGUUUUAUGCCGUUAUCAAGUGCCCUUUUGCCAUCUUAUAGCUGCCCUUUCUCGUGUCAGUGCCCCUUAUUGGAUAUUACCCAAGAAAAGUGCCCCUCAUUAGCGUGUUCUCUGCCCCUUUCUCUUGAGAAGGACCUGUUUUAUGUCUGAGCAAGUGCUCCUUUGCCUUCUUAUAAGUGCCCUUUCUCAAAUCAUUGCCCCCCCCUGCGGAAUUAUUUUUGCAUACAGCCAUGUUUAAGAAAGUGCUCUUUUUUAAAGAAAAGGUGCCCUUUUGUCCCUGUGCCCCCGACCCCCGUGCUCUCCUCCCCCACUUUCAACUUUGCUCUGCAGCCCCGCUCCCUAUGAUACACACACUUGUCAGGUUUUAGAUAGAUAGAUAAAUGGUUUUAUUAAAAAAACAAUUCAUGGUAGCCCAAAGGCUAAUUUUACAUUGUUUUACAUUGUAAAGAUCUUGUUACAUGUAAGAUUAGAUACAUACAAUGACCAUUUUGAACAACAUGAAAAUUUCAAAGUAAACUAUCAAUAUACAAAAAUCAUAAAAAUACAAACAUUAGCCUCCAAACCAAUUAAGUUAGAAUAAUAAAAGAUAACUCAUAAAUAUAUAAUGCAAAUUAAAAUCAGAAUUAGAAUUGAGGACAGGUCUGGAAAUGGGCAACACCAGAGCAAC
This is a messenger RNA of Lytechinus variegatus (green sea urchin), 2276 nucleotides long. Its product is annotated as GTP-binding protein 10-like. The transcript has 9 exons. The record is from RefSeq and is a predicted model, not a curated record. Gene Ontology annotation, molecular function: GTPase activity; GTP binding. Gene Ontology annotation, cellular component: mitochondrion. Lineage: Eukaryota; Metazoa; Echinodermata; Echinoidea; Temnopleuroida; Toxopneustidae. The coding region runs from base 77 to 1231 and encodes 384 amino acids.